Molecule: messenger RNA, 1740 nt
Organism: Rosa chinensis
Lineage: Eukaryota; Viridiplantae; Streptophyta; Magnoliopsida; Rosales; Rosaceae
Product: receptor-like protein EIX2
Exons: 2
Coding region: 133-1602 (489 amino acids)
Molecular function (GO): protein binding
Source: RefSeq, a predicted model, not a curated record
UUCACUGGUGUCAUAACAGAAUCCCACUUUCUGAACCUCUCUCGUUUACAGAUUUUGGAGCUUUCUGGUAAUCGUUUCUCUAUCAACCUGAGCUCUGAUUGGAAUCCACCAUUUCAACUUGGUUUGUUAGGCAUGUCCUCUUGCAAGGUGGGCCCAGCUUUUCCCAAGUGGAUUCUAACGCAGACAAAUCUUACUCUGCUUUAUCUCUCUAAUGCUGGACUAUCAGGAUCAUUACCUAAUAAGUUUUGGGAUCUAUUUUCCGGCUUAUCUGAUUUAGAUCUCUCUAUGAACCAAAUCCAUGGAAAACUGCCGAAUCUGUCAUUGACAAGCUUGAGUUAUGUUAACUUGUCUUCUAAUCUAUUUUCUGGCGCAGUGCCAUCAUUUUCUCCUAUGCUAGGAGAGAUGUAUCUCUCGAAUAAUAGGUUUUCAGGACCUUUGUCUUCCUUAUGUGCAACGCAGUCUCCAAAUUUAAGGUCUGCUGACAUUUCUGAGAACCUAUUGUCUGGGGAGCUUCCUAAUUGUUGGAUGCAAUUUCAAGAAUUGCAAGUGUUGAAUUUGGGAAAGAAUAAAUUAUCUGGAAAAAUACCAAGCUCGUUAGGCAAUCUACAGGGAAUUGUGAUAUUGCGUUUACAUGAUAACAACUUUUCAGGUGAAUUGCCUUCUUUAGAGAACUGUACCAGAUUAUCGAUAGUUGACCUUGGCAACAAUAACUUGUCGGGAAAGAUACCAACAUGGAUUGGCCAAAGCCUACCAAAGUUGGUGAUUCUACGCUUACAGUCUAAUGAGUUCAAUGGAAUCAUACCCUUGUCCUUGUGCACUCUAGCUGCCAUUCAUGUAUUGGACCUCUCUCACAACAACAUUUCCGGAGGCUUGCCGCAUUGCUUCAAUAACAUCAGCCAAAGCGCUAAUAAUCAUCAUAUCCAUUAUCCUUCUUUCACUAAUGUGUUAGUUAAUUCAGAACUCAUGUGGAAGGGAAUAGAAAGAGAGUUUGGGAAAAAUCUUGCUGGUAUGAGAAGCAUUGACAUGUCAAGCAACUGUUUGAUGGGGGAAAUUCCUCAAAGUAUAGCAAAUAUGACAGAGUUGAAAUCACUGAAUCUGUCAAGAAACUAUUUGACAGGAAAGCUUCCCGAAAACUUUGGUAACAUGAAGAUGUUGGAAUCUCUUGAUUUGUCAAGAAACCAGAUAUCUGGUAAAAUUCCUACAAGUCUUGCAAGCUUAAACUUUCUUAGUGUCUUGGACUUAUCACACAACAACUUGUCAGGAAGAAUUCCGUCAGGCACCCAACUUCAGGGUUUUAAUGCUUCUGCAUAUAUGGGAAAUCUUGGACUUUGUGGACCACCGCUGACACCAAAUUGCCCACCAGAUGGAGCAACUCAAGCUGAUGAUAACAAAGAACAUGAUAAUGAUGGUCUCAUAAGCCUGGGAUUUUUUAUCAGUGCUGUGCUAGGAUUCGUCAUUGGAUUUUGGAUGGUCUGCGGCAGUCUACUGCUUAAGACUUCUUGGAGAUAUGCUUAUUUCAUAUUCCUGGACAAUGCAAAAGAUUGGAUUUAUGUCAAAACCGCUGUGUACAAGGCAAAAGUGCAAAGGAGACUUCAAAGAUAAAUGGAGAUUCUGGCAUUCGAGGAAAUGAGCCUAAUGAUCCCGGAAGUGGAAAGAUUCAAGGUUUAAUGUUGAAGGUUUUCAGAUGUCGUUGCUUUCUCUUUCAGCAAGAAAUAAUUAUUAUGCUUUUAUCUCUUAAGA